Messenger RNA from Bacidia gigantensis, 771 nucleotides. RefSeq lists its product as uncharacterized. The coding region runs from base 1 to 771 and encodes 256 amino acids. The record is from RefSeq and is a predicted model, not a curated record. Lineage: Eukaryota; Fungi; Ascomycota; Lecanoromycetes; Lecanorales; Ramalinaceae. The transcript has 2 exons.
AUGGCUGGACUCGCGACAAGCCAAGCUCCAUUCACAGUCCGCGCGCGGACUGAUGUCGUUGAGAUCAAAGUACCAGAGACGUGGAUCCAGCUGACACUCGACCCCGACGAUCUCGAUAGCGAGCAAUUCUUGCGCGAGUUUAGACUCAAAACUCUGCGAAUACACGACGAACAGCGCGAGAGGCUGAAAGCCUACACCUGGAGCGACAGAUUCAAGGCCAUGCAGGUCUUCGUCGAUCUUCAGACCACAAAUGCUCGAGAAAGAGUUCAACGAAGAUCGGACACUCAAACAAAGCCGUCUGCGAACAGCUCGGGGAAACGUAUGCCUCCAGAGUCGAAGGGACCUUCGACCAUUCCCCUCGCUGCGGACAACAUCCAGUAUCACACAGCUUCUACCUUGGCUGAAUCAAAUGACGCGAUCUCAUCCCAAUUUCUUCCCUCUACACCUCAAACUUCGCCGUCCUCGUCUGUUGGCAAUGCCAGAUCGAAGCAGCCCGCAUGCACAACCAUGUCGCCUACAACACCCUUACACUCGAGCAGAGCCAAUUUGAAAGAGCCUGACAGACAUGAGGCAGCACCUACAUCGUCACCACAUUCAACCAGAGCCGUUCUAACAAACGCCGAGACACGCGAGGUAGCAGCUACAUCAUCUAUACCAGCGUCGCAAGUCUCUGCCACUUUUCUCUCAACGUCUACAAACCGCCAAACGGCAAGUCUCGACGAAGGGAUGAACACGAUCGGCGCGCCCAAUUCGGGGGGGGGUUGGCUCUAG